Messenger RNA from Racocetra persica, 400 nucleotides. The record is from the annotation of a GenBank genome assembly. Lineage: Eukaryota; Fungi; Glomeromycota; Glomeromycetes; Diversisporales; Gigasporaceae.
AUGGUUAGUGCUGACAAAUUGGCUCUUAAACUAUUAGCCGCUGCUUUAUAUAAUCGUGGUGGUUGUGCUUAUAUUUAUCUUAUUUAUAACACUUAUUAUUGUUUCAAUAUUGCCUCCUCAGUUAAAGGUGACCCCCAAGGAGUAUUAAUUCGUGCUGCUGAACCCUUAGAUCAUCACACCAUUCCAGUUGUUUCGCAACAUGACAAAAGAAAAAAAUAUCACUAUUACACUAAUGGGCCCGGAAAAUUAUGUCGAGCAUUAGCUAUUGAUAUAAACCUCAACAAUGUAGAUUUAACUACUAGUGAUUUAAUUUAUUUAGAAGACGCCCCAGAAGUUAACCAAGCAGAAAUUAUUGCUACUAAGAGAGUAAACAUUGACUAUGCUGGGCCGGAUAAAGACC